Molecule: messenger RNA, 1836 nt
Organism: Seminavis robusta
Lineage: Eukaryota; Bacillariophyta; Bacillariophyceae; Naviculales; Naviculaceae
Source: the annotation of a GenBank genome assembly
AUGGACGACGAAGAGAGCGACCACAUCAACAGCGAAGAUAGCUUCGAGGAAGUCCAGGAGGACGGCGACGAUCCUGGAGACGUUGUUUACACAUCAGGAGAAGAGGAAGACUACGGUGUGUACGAAGAGCCGCUUGGUUGGAAGCCAGAGGGACCAGACGCUGUGUACCUUUCGAAGCUGUUGCUGAAACCCAACGAAGUCGAUCCCAACAACUUUAAAACCUGCGUCGACAAGGGCCGGAUUGUCCAGUGGCUUGCAAACAAGAAAUACUUGCGCCGCAACCUUCGCCGCAACUUCCAAUCAACGGCCACGUUUGCACAGGCAGUCGGUAUUCUGAACCAAGCAGGUCUUCGACCGGAAGGACUUCCCGGAUACAAUCCAGAUAUGGCGACGGUAAAGAAGAAGAAGACCUCCACCAAAAAAACUGCCAAAAAAACCCGGACUGCCCCGGUGGUUGGUGGUGGUGGUGGUGAUGCACCAGCGGAAGCAGCAGCUGCCGCAGUCCCCUUGGCUUGCCCUCCUGGCGAAACCAUGGUGACUUCCCGUGUUGUCACAUGUGACAAGUUCAUGGCUCCGACAAUGUUGCUUCGAAUUUUCACGUCCGACGACAUGGAUUCAAAGUAUCGAACCAAGCGAAAGCGUGCAAGCCUUCUCCUUAUCCUUGUCUCUGGCAUGAGACCCGAAGACGUCCGGGUGAUUCAAAAGCACGUGAACUGCGGUGGGCAUUGUGGAUCACAGUUCCUCGUCAAAUGGAGAAUUCCCAAGGAGCUCCGCCAAGCUGACUUUGUCAUGGCCAGGAACGCAAUCAUGGAUAGUGAAUUCUGCAACGACUUGGAGGAAUUCAUGAACGAUGUCACCGGUGGUUGGCAGGAGCAUCCUGUUGAUCUUGGCUUUCAGACUGAAGGUUUCUUCCGUGACAAACACUUUCGAAAAGCGGAGCCGGAGGCUGUUCACUGGCGCUGGAGCACUCCUCCCAUUCAAGGAGCCAAUGGGAGAUUCCAAGCUGCCUGCGUCUAUGUGACAACCUUCGAGGUUGCGCAUCAAGCUGAUGAGGAUCGCUAUGAUGACUUGGACGACUACUCGUUGGAACAGAUGACACUGAGUGACGUCGAGUAUCUUCGCCGGAAUCGAGGUGGCCGCUUCCAGCCAGCCCCACCACCACCACCACCACCGCUCGUGCCGCGCCCCCGCCGCAGUCAUUCGAACAACGGUCAUUCCGCGAGAGCAGCAUCCCGAACUCCCCCUCGGACCAACCGUAAGCCAAAGUUGCCUCUUCACCACACUCCUCCACGAGGACAGCCCAAAGAAGAUGAGCUCCAGCGCCGUCGCCGGGAAUAUCAGGAGUGGUUGAAGCAGGGAGGACAAGCUGCUGCUGCUAGCAAGCCAAAGGCGAAGCCAGCGCCUAAGGCACCCUCACUCAAGACUCCACCCAGGCGAGGAACGCCGACACGUCCUGGCAAGCCGUACAGAACUCCUCCUGCUGUCCACAAGGAGAGAGAGGAUCCAAUUCAGAUGGAGGUGGAUGACUUGCCAAAGACUUCCUUCGAAGAAGAGAACUCCGGUCGAUACUACAACAAGAGGCCAUUCGGUGGUGUCAAUGUCAAGUUCGGUGAGGUUGAAGACGUUUAUUCGGAGGAAGAGGUGGACGACGAAGAAGAAGAAGAGCCCGUCCGCACACCCAAACGCAACAGAGAUCGCGAUGACGAAGACGAUGAUCCUUAUGCCCCUCCUCAAAAGCAACAACAAGAACAACAAACAACAACAAGCAACAACUGUGGUGGUAAAGGCACAACGAAUAAUGAAUUGUGGAUGGCACCUGUAGUAGCAGAAAGAUAA